GUUUUCUUUAAAGCUACCAAAGAUGGAAGGCCAAGGCAAGGGUAAUUAUGGGGAGAAGAGAAAGCCGGUCUGGGGCAGAGAAAGACCUCUUGGCCAUGCCAUGACGAGGGUCCCAAUUUUGUCUGACCCCCUGAAGCGAUGACAUCUCCCCCCCCUUUCUGUGGGCUCUUUGGCGUUGAUGAGGAUUGAAGAUUCCCCCAACUGGGCUUGGCUGAUGUGUGGAGCAUGUUGGUUUAUUAGUGGCUGGAAGGAGAGGCUGCAACAUCCACCUGCACGUGGGAGGCUUCUUCAAAGGUUUCAAUCCCCUCGAGUGGUGCUUUUCACACCUGGCAACUUUGAGAUGUGUGGACUUCAACAGCAGAAUCCCCCAGGCGGCAGCGCUCCAGGGCCACAGACCCCAGGCGGGCCUUUUGCACCAGCGCCCUUCAAGCAACAUCUGGAGAUGUUCACCGUGCUGAAUCCCAACGGAGAGGAAGAGCUGAGUUGCAGCUAGCCAGAUGGUGAAGCAGGAACUUCUUGGACCUCCUUUGGGCAUCUUGACCACCUUAGAAGGGCCCAGAGACUUCACAGGCAGCCUCUCCACUAACUAUCUUGGACUCAUGCUGGCUUGAAAGGCAACAGGUGAACGUUGCCUAGAAUGCUGGCCUUGAGGACACGCUGGAUAUUGCUGCCAAGAUCACAUCACUCCUCACCAGCUGACCUCUCCAGGCUCUGGGCCCUGGCCUGCAUGGCAGCCUGGAAGAACAUUGCUCUGGCUUCAACAAGCUUUCAUCCGCUAUGGAAGGUCAAGCACUUUUGUUGGGCCAGCGCUGGGCCAUCCAGUGGUUGCCUUCUGUCUUCUCCCCUCUGAGAAAGGGAUUGGUUUGCAGGUGCUCCUGAGGAGAGGAAGGCACCUGUGUGCCAAGGAUGAGUGCCCUCAAUGGGGGAGGGAUUCUUGGCUUGACCACAGUAUCCAUCACUCUGGACUUCAGCCUGCACAGCAGCUUGAUGGCUUGGCCACUGAGUCACAACUUGACUGGGAAUCACAGUUUGCCAACAACUGAUCCUCUGAAUUCCUCCAUGGGGGCAGACAUCUCUCGAAAGUCCAUCAAGGAGAAGAACUGGCCAGCCCUCCUGAUUCUGGUCAUCAUUGUCUUGACUAUCGGUGGGAACAUUUUGGUUAUCAUGGCGGUCUCCUUGGAGAAGAAGCUCCAAAACGCCACCAACUACUUCCUGAUGUCCUUGGCUGUGGCGGACAUGUUGGUGGGCAUUCUGGUGAUGCCAGUAUCUCUGAUCACUAUUCUCUAUGAUUAUGCUUGGCCCUUGCCUAAACAACUGUGUCCCAUCUGGAUUUCCCUAGAUGUGCUCUUCUCUACGGCCUCCAUCAUGCACCUUUGUGCCAUCUCCCUCGACCGCUAUGUCGCCAUCCGCAACCCUAUUGAGCACAGCCGGUUCAAUUCCCGCACCAAGGCCAUCAUGAAGAUCGCAGCCGUCUGGACCAUUUCGAUGGGUAUUUCACUGCCCAUCCCAGUCAUCGGCUUGCAAGAUGAUUCUCGGCUCUUUGUGAAUGGAAGCUGUGUCCUGAACGACGAAAACUUUGUCCUCAUCGGCUCCUUUGUGGCUUUCUUUAUCCCCCUGAUGAUCAUGGUGGUUGCCUACUGCCUGACCAUCCAGGUCCUGCAGAAGCAGGCGUCUCUCUUCCUCUACGGGGAGCCCCUCAAGCCGAGGAGGAGCAGCAUGAGCUGCCUGAAGAAGGACCCCAACGUGGAGAACCUGUCCAUGCUGCAGAACCACGAGGCAGCUUCCCACUUAAACUCUCCAGUCAACAAAGAAGUUCUUUUCCGGAAAGGCACCAUGCAGUCCAUCAACAACGAACGCAGGGCCUCCAAGGUCUUGGGGAUUGUCUUCUUUUUGUUCCUGAUCAUGUGGUGCCCAUUUUUUAUCACCAACAUCAUGUCCGUUCUCUGCAAGGACGCCUGCGACAAGGCUGUCCUCCGUGAGCUUCUGGAUGUGUUUGUUUGGGUGGGCUACAUCUGCUCAGGGGUCAACCCCCUUGUCUACACACUCUUCAACAAGAUCUACCGCAGGGCUUUCUCUAACUAUAUCCGGUGCCGCUACGAGAGUGGCAAAAGGGCCUCCCAGCUGCACAACCAGUACCCCAACGUCUCCUCCACAGCCUUCUAUGGGAAGGAUCUCAACUUGAACAGUUACCGCCACGAACUCAACAGCACGGAGCUGGAGGAGGAGGAGGAGGCUUUGGCUAUGCAUGUAGGGACCCCAGAGAUCUCAGUAAACAGCUGCAGCGGGGAAAAAACAAGCAGUGUGUAAACUUACACACUUCUGCUCCUGUCUGAAUUUCAUAGCUACGAACAAUGUUCCUGUUAGUCAAAGAACAUUGUAAAUAAGGUAUUACGAACAAAACUUUUUUUUCCAUUUCAGCUUUCAUACUUGUAGCUCCUUGUUUUGCACCAUACUUAAAAUCAGAACGUCUUGGUUGUGGGGAACGGAGCAGGUGGGUCCCCCAUGGGAGCAGCUGCUUGUUUUGCUUAUGGAAAUGUUAUUUUAAUUCUGGUGCAUGAACAAAACACCCUUAAUCUCAGGUGGGUUUUCUUUUUUAUCUUUCUUUUUGUUGGGUCUCAGUGGUCAGUUAUAAGUUACAUAUCAAAUAAAGGGAUUUGGGCUUGGAGACGUCAACGUUUCUUAUUGAGAUACCCAAAGAAAACUCUGGAUGAACCUCUUCCAUCUUCUUGGCUAUGUAAGUCUUGAUCUUGGUCAUGGAGGGUAGUGAAAGUGCCCCCCCCCGUUUGCCACAGCUGGACUGGUGAUAGUUGGAAGGUGUUAGAGGCCAAUAUUGUAUCACUGCUGGAGAAACUGCUGUGCUAUUUGUGGGCUGGCCCUCUGAGCAUUCUCAGCGGGGGAAAUCUCUGCUGCCAGGAAUCAGCUGGAGCGUGAAGCCCUCCUUCCCCAAGGAUGCUGGAGAAGGGGGCCUUCAAAGCCCUCCACCGGCUUUCUGACAGCAGAGGGGGGAUGAAAAAUUAUAGAAGUCUUCUUCCGAGCUCUACAUGGCUCUUCUCCUCCCCUUUGGUUUCCUGGACUGGGGAGGCCUCCCUCCAUCAUGGCAUGACAUGAUAGCAGUAUUCCAGUAUUUUGAGGGGCUGCCAAAAAGAAGAGGGACUCAACUUAUUUUCCAAAACACCAGAAGGCAAGACGAUGGAUGGAUGGAAACUAAUUAAGGAG
Messenger RNA from Crotalus tigris (Tiger rattlesnake), 3216 nucleotides. Its product is annotated as 5-hydroxytryptamine receptor 2A-like. Lineage: Eukaryota; Metazoa; Chordata; Lepidosauria; Squamata; Viperidae. The record is from RefSeq and is a predicted model, not a curated record. Gene Ontology annotation, cellular component: plasma membrane; dendrite. The coding region runs from base 907 to 2307 and encodes 466 amino acids. Gene Ontology annotation, molecular function: G protein-coupled serotonin receptor activity; neurotransmitter receptor activity. The transcript has 6 exons. Gene Ontology annotation, biological process: chemical synaptic transmission; G protein-coupled receptor signaling pathway, coupled to cyclic nucleotide second messenger.